UUAUAUGAUUUUUAAGAGGUACAUGAGCAAAAUCUGUUUUACUGAGAUUUGAAAUGACGCAGGUGCUCUAAGCGGAGAUAGUAAAAAUCAAAGCUCCUGCAGUGUUUCAUCUGCUGAUGUCAAGGUAAUUAGGCAGUAAAGUCAACAGGUAGCAAAGUUCUGUACAGAUGUGAAGUCAUUAGCUAUAAACCUAGAUAUUUUUUCUUGGAAACAGGAAAGCUUAAAGAGGCUGGGUUAUGAUUCAAGUCACAUUUCUGAUACAAAAAGAUGAAGUAAUUGCAAGUGUAGCCAGUAUUUUGAAGGGGUAGCAAUUUUUAAACAUCAAAAGCAUUAACAUUAAAGCAAGCAAAAAAUUGGGAGUGGAGGCAAGUCCUCCAUAAAAAAGCUAGCUUGCAGUGAUUCACUGUGCCACACUGGGCAGAAGUACAGUUCUCUGCACAUUGUAUUGUAGGAAAUACCUGAUGAUUGCUAAAAUAUUAAGUGCUAUAAUUCUGCAAGCUGGCACCCCCAAAGGGCCUGAAAUGCCCUAGUGAUGAUUACCUUUCCUCCCACAAUUCUUAAAGCAGAAUGGACAGCAGUUUCAGAUUGAAUAUAUAUUUUCCAUCUGCCGAAUAGUUGUUUUUGUUCAUGCUGUUUGAGGUUAACUGUACACGUACUAAUCAAACCCACUACUUCCUUUCUCGUGAAACCAAAACAAAGCUUCAUACUACUUUCAGGCACAGCAUCUGGGAUCAAAGCUAUAUAUAUACACUGGCUCUGUGUGGGUUCAAACAUUUCGAAGAUUCAGUAUCCUGAAAGGUGUCACCUCUUUUCCAGUCCCGAGAGUUCCAGUUUAUCUUAAAGUCUGAAGGCAUCCGACCUUCAGCCUCUUCAGCAUCUGUCCCAGCACAGGAAUGAUCUCAAUAUUGGUCACCGUGGGCUUUCUCUGCACAGCCACUGCCAUUGCUGAAGUAAUGGAAGUGACUCAGCCAGCAAUGGUGCUGGCCAACAGGCAAGGAGUUGCCAGCUUGGUGUGCAAAUACAAGAACAUCGGGAAUGCAAAGGAAAUUCGAGUGACUUUGCUUAAACAGACUGGUGACCAGUUCACAGAAAUCUGUGCUUCAUCAUAUACCAUGGAGUUUAAAACAUUCUCUGUGGAAGAGGUCAUUCAGUGUCAUGUUACCCCCGGCCAAAACAAUGUGACCCUCACCCUGGCUGGCCUGCAAGCGGAUGACACUGGGCUUUACAUUUGCAAAAUGGAGCGGAUGUACCCCCCACCCUAUUUUAUGAACAAGGGAAAUGGGACACACCUAUAUGUCAUUGAUCCAGAACCUUGUCCAGACACUGCCAUAUAUCUCUGGGUAUUAGGAGCUACUGCCUCGGGAUUUUUCCUUUACAGUAUCAUCAUCUCAGUCAUUCUUGUGGGCAAAGCGAUAAAGAGAAGACAAUGUCUCACAACUGGAGUCUAUGUGAAAAUGCCUUCUGAAAAGCUAGAGAAAAAAGUGAUUCCAUUCCACAUCACUGUUAACUGAAACAAGGAAAGAGAGAAACCAUUUCCUAGCUGGAAUGGAGAGUCUGCCAGUUCGUUUCAGUUAAAGAAAUGAAUUAACUGUCUUUUUACAAAAGAUGUACAGGAAGAUGAGAGAAUAUUCUUUGUAACUUCAGUGGUUUGAAGGAGAAUAAAUAGUAUAUGUAUUCGUAUUUGAAGAUUAACCUUGCCACAUAAAAAUGGCUGCAUUAGGCCAUUGACUUUUUUGAGAUGUAUUGUACCAAUAUGUGAUAUGUAUAUAUAUAUAUAUAUAUAUAUAUAUGCGUGUAGCAUUAAGAGCUAUGGCUGUUGCAGUUGAGCAUCUUCCUGUCAAAUUUCCUCAUGCCUACUGAUCAACUGAAAUCCAAACACUAUUAUGACAGAGGUUUGUGUGUCAUUGCAAGGCUGAUUCACAAGUCUAGGGGGCAGUGGUAGGAGAGCACACUAGUGUACAAAGGAAUGUUGACUUUUUUCCUCACAUUGGUAUUUAUUAGUUCCAUUUCUGGCAUUAGUGCUCUGCACUUCCUCAGAGGCCUCCCCAUAGGCUGGCACAGAUGACACUGCUGCUCUAGAGGCCUGAUCUUAGCUCCCUUGAGUGUGUCCCAGAAGUGCUGUAAUGGAGCUGAAUGAUGGUGUCUGAAUCAGUGCUGACAGUUUGGUUAGAGGAAAGGCUCCAGCAGGAGCUCUCUUAGGCUGUGCUGGGAGAAAGUUUCAGCUCUGCUGGGGCCUUGUGUUUUACAAAUGCUAAAUUAGCAUCUAUACAAAAGGCAAAAGUAUGUUGCUGUAUUUAACAAAGUCUAUUUUCCAUGAAAAUAUUGACAGUGUAUAAUCUUGUUUAUUAGUUAUGUACCAUUCAAUAAAAACCUUGAAGCUUUGCCCAAA
Oenanthe melanoleuca is the source of this 2389-nucleotide messenger RNA. It is a transcript of the gene CTLA4, whose product is annotated as cytotoxic T-lymphocyte associated protein 4. Lineage: Eukaryota; Metazoa; Chordata; Aves; Passeriformes; Muscicapidae. Gene Ontology annotation, biological process: T cell receptor signaling pathway; immune response; negative regulation of regulatory T cell differentiation. The transcript is spliced from 4 exons. Bases 894 to 1511 code for a protein of 205 amino acids. The record is from RefSeq and is a predicted model, not a curated record. Gene Ontology annotation, cellular component: membrane; external side of plasma membrane.